Messenger RNA from Cyclocybe aegerita, 3240 nucleotides. Lineage: Eukaryota; Fungi; Basidiomycota; Agaricomycetes; Agaricales; Hemipholiotaceae. The record is from the annotation of a GenBank genome assembly.
AUGUCCACCUUCCUUGAGAGGGUCCAGGGUGGGGAGAACGCGCGAAUUCUAUCUAUUGCUCUGUUGGCUUUAACAGUUUAUGAAUAUGCAAUCACGCUGGACGACGAAAAGAAGUACUUCUGGAAAGGGCCUUAUUCCGUUUCGCAUUCACUCUUUUUCUUCAACCGGUACUUCCCUCCUGUGGUCGUCAUCCUAGCGGUUGUUUGUUUCAUGCUACUUUCCUCCUCCCCUGACAAUUUAUUCGUCCAGUUCUGCAAGACGACCAUUCAACUUAACUUUCUUUUUGGUUUAUUGGCAAUCGGCGUCAUCCAAGUGAUCCUGAUUACUCGCAUCUGGUUCUUAUUCCCUGGCGAUGCAUUGGUUCGCUCAGUCCUUACCAUGGGGUUUGUCGUCGCGACCGGCACGUCGUUCGCCUUUCUAUACAUCUCGGUCAAGCAGAUCCCAGUCUUCCCUCCAAGACAAAACCCAAACGUAUUCAUCCCAGGAUGUGUGGCUUCGAUUCCACCCCAGUUUUGGAGGGUUUAUCUUCCGUCGUUGGUUUUACAUCUUCUUCUUUACAGCCUGACCAUACACCAGGCUCUUACAAAUGACGACUUCAAGAAGCAGAAAAAUCUCAGGAAGCGAUUGCUCGAAGACGGUGGAGUUUUCUGCUUGAUUGUUCUACUCUCUGUCGGUUUUAGCUCGGUUGGGUCCUUUUUAACAGAUGUUCCCCAGUUAAAUAUCCCAUCUAUCUUCUCUCCCGUCAUCGUCACCUGCACGUCCCUUGCUACCACCCGCAUCAUGUUCAGCCUCCGUGCCAUCACGAUCGACGUGGGGUCUGAUUUCGAGUGGCUGCCGACGCCAACGCCGAUGACUGCAACAACUCUGAAGCCGCUCUUCAUAACGUACCCCAAAGGCGUCCCGGUGGCACUGGUUUCUGAGAGCCCUAUGACUCCAUACGAGAAAGGGCACUUGACUUCCACCUGGAGUCCCAUGUCGCUCCAAACCGGACAAGCAGAGAAGAGCUUUAUGCCCCAGAUCUAUGAUGAAGAACGGGGGUUGGGUGUGAAGCAGGCGUUGGGGAGGUCCGUCCCAUUUUCAAGGACCUUCGUUUCAACCAUAACCGCCACCGUAAACCACCCCCCUGCCAACCUCGACCCGCCCCACUAUCAGCAGCCUAACAUCAUGGCAGCAUACAACAGUUACACACCUGAGCAAGCCCUCUAUAAAAUCCAACAAGCCCUCCAGGACACUUGCGAGGAGCUCUUUGACCAUAAAUUCUUCAAGGAAGUUGACAAUGGCCACUACGCCGAACAGACCUUUGGCCCGUACCUCCCUUCCGACGCCGAAAUCACUGGCUUCCUGGACAGCGCGGGGGUGUACUGCAAGCAGCUAGAAUUGUGGCACGGCGGACACCUCGUACCCAGGAGCGCCAUUCAAGUCUUCCAAAGUAUUUUUGAUGCGGUAAUCAAGUACUUCGGAUGCACUGAACGGCAGGUGCAUAGGGUGCACGAUGAGCUCGUUCAGGUACACCUGCAAACGAUUGCUGAGGCGCCGAAGCUUCCCAUCGUAUUGUCGACCGCGCCUCAAAUUGUCGUCGCCGGUACCGACGCUAACUUCCCUCCAAGGAACAUCGACCCAGAAGUCGAAAGGGUAGACUGGGACUUCAUCCGAUCAAACGCGGCGGGUAUUUGUAUGAUCAAGUGGGAGGAUGAGUUAGAAUUGUGCCUCGAUAAAAUCAUACUCGAGGCGGCGUACUUCGCGCGCCAAGCGUUUAUUGCGUCCAGCAAUCGCGUCUUUAUCCACAUUCUUGUCAUCGCCGGACGGAAGGCUAAAAUGCUACUCUUCGACCGUGAAGGCUGUUUGAUGUCACGAUCAUUCCAGAAUAACGAUGCCUCCGGGGCGAAGGAGCUGGUCCGGUGCAUCCUUCUCCUUUGUUCUCGGGAAACCCAGCUCCUAGGAUUCGAUGCUAGUGUUCACUGGCACCAGGACUGUCGUUACAUCCGGACGCGGGACGCAGAGGGGAAGGCCAUCUACUACAGACUCUUGAAGCCUUAUCCAAUCUUUCAACACGAAAACAUCAGAUGCAAGGGAACGACCUGCUAUCAGGCCGAAGGACCCAACGGAGACAUAUGUGUACUCAAGGACGCCUGGAAGGACCGCGGCUCGCCACUGGAGAAAGAAAUGCUAGGUUUCACGAAGGACGCAAAAGUGCAGGGCGUCGGAGAAAUGGUCGGGUCUGAGGUCGGAUGGGGGUUAAGAAAUAUUAGGGAGCCAUUCACCCACGAAGUUCGCGAUCUGGUCCAGCUUCGUAUAACGCUGAAGGGAUACGGAAAGUCAAUAGACAACUUCGAGAGUAGAAAGCAGUUGCUCUACGCUUUCCGUGACGCUGUGGCAGGUCACAGGAAUCUUUGGAGGGCCGGAGCUCUACACCGAGACAUCAGCGCCAACAACAUUCUCCUCGGAAAUCACCACGCACCUGAAGGAUGGAGGGGGGUAUUGAUCGACCUAGAAUUUGCGGUCAGGUUGCGAUAUCAUGACAUUCUGCCGCGUGCGUCCGAUAAGACGGGCACGCCGGCCUUCCUGUCAACAAAGAUCUUGCAUUGUCAAACCCCAGGGUCGCCCUGGGAUCCACCCAAGACCCAUACAUACGUUGACGAUCUAUGGGCAUUUCUAUACGUCAUGUAUUGGAUUUGCUUCUCGUUCAGGGCACCACACGAAAUCGUAACUCCCCUCCCGCAAAUUCUCAAGGACUUCGACGCUACAGACGCGGCGUUGGCGAUUCGGGCCAAAGAAUGGCUAUUUAUCGACGGGAUAAAGGCCCUCGACACAUUCGUGACGCCCUUCUUCGGCGACGUAUUCCGGAGGUUAAUCCUCGCGCUGCAAGAUUUCCUCUUGCUCGCAGAGUCCAGCCUCGCCGACCCCGGCCUGGCUGGGCCAACAGGGGAUAUCAGGAAGGGUUGUCUCUACAACAUCUCCGAGGACCACUACGAAGAAUUUUUGGCGAUCGUAGACCGGGCGACUGCAGACCUGGAGAAGGAGACGCGGCGUGGGUCCGAGGUAGCGGCGGAGGUAUCGGUCCCGGCAAGUCAUGGCGUCGGCCCCGAAGCCGAGGCCCGACAGGAAGCGCCGUUGGCGCCUAUUUCGCUGAACAGGCCACAUGGGAUUAGGCGAAACCGAGAGAUAGGGGAUGGAGAUGAUGAGAACAAUGGGCCUAGGACGAGGAGAGUGAAGCAAGCCCAUCGACCUUGGGAACUUUAA